Molecule: messenger RNA, 5527 nt
Organism: Rattus norvegicus (Norway rat)
Lineage: Eukaryota; Metazoa; Chordata; Mammalia; Rodentia; Muridae
Gene: Kcnj2
Product: potassium inwardly-rectifying channel, subfamily J, member 2
Exons: 2
Coding region: 405-1688 (427 amino acids)
Biological process (GO): protein homotetramerization; regulation of membrane repolarization; relaxation of skeletal muscle
Cellular component (GO): T-tubule; membrane; plasma membrane
Molecular function (GO): identical protein binding; voltage-gated potassium channel activity involved in cardiac muscle cell action potential repolarization; phosphatidylinositol-4,5-bisphosphate binding
Source: RefSeq, marked validated
AGGCUAUCGCAGAGCGCACUGGAGCCCUGGCCAGCGCGCAGCCUUCCCGGCGCCGGCAAGCAGGGUCUUGGGAAUUCUCACUUGCUUCGGCUCACUCUCUUUCACAAAAACCACUGGAUCUUACAUGCUUCUGUAACCCCCACUUCCACUCCAUGUCCCCAUGAUCCUGUGCCAGCAACAGGACAAGUUCUCUGGAUGUCAGCUGAGUUACUAAGUUAGCUCUGCUGGUCAAAAGAACCCCGAGGUUCUUGGAAGCAUCUAUCUCUCCUCAUUAAAAAAAAAAAGAAAAAAACAUUUUUUUUUGCUGUGUCUUCACCGAACAUUCAAAACUGUUUCUUCAAAGGGUUUUGCAAAAACUCAGACUGUUUUCUAAAGCAGAAACACUGGCGUCCACAGCGGAAGCAAUGGGCAGUGUGCGUACAAACCGCUACAGCAUCGUCUCUUCGGAGGAAGACGGCAUGAAGCUGGCCACCAUGGCCGUCGCCAAUGGCUUUGGGAAUGGCAAGAGUAAAGUCCAUACCCGACAACAGUGCAGGAGCCGCUUUGUGAAGAAAGACGGGCAUUGCAACGUUCAGUUUAUCAACGUGGGAGAGAAAGGACAGAGGUACCUGGCGGACAUCUUUACUACCUGUGUGGACAUCCGCUGGCGGUGGAUGCUGGUAAUCUUCUGCCUCGCAUUCGUGCUCUCCUGGCUGUUCUUUGGCUGUGUGUUUUGGUUGAUAGCUCUGCUCCACGGGGAUCUGGAUGCUUCUAAAGAGAGCAAAGCGUGUGUGUCUGAGGUCAACAGCUUCACGGCUGCCUUCCUCUUCUCCAUUGAGACCCAGACAACCAUCGGCUAUGGUUUCAGGUGUGUUACAGACGAGUGCCCGAUUGCUGUUUUCAUGGUGGUAUUCCAGUCAAUCGUGGGCUGCAUCAUCGACGCCUUCAUCAUUGGUGCAGUCAUGGCGAAGAUGGCGAAGCCAAAGAAGAGGAAUGAGACUCUGGUCUUCAGCCACAACGCUGUGAUUGCCAUGAGGGACGGCAAACUCUGCUUGAUGUGGAGAGUGGGCAACCUUCGCAAGAGCCACCUUGUGGAAGCUCAUGUCCGGGCACAGCUUCUCAAAUCUAGGAUCACUUCAGAAGGGGAGUACAUCCCCUUGGACCAGAUAGACAUCAACGUUGGUUUCGAUAGCGGAAUCGACCGUAUAUUUCUAGUGUCCCCAAUCACUAUUGUCCAUGAAAUAGACGAAGACAGCCCUUUAUAUGACUUGAGUAAGCAGGACAUUGACAAUGCAGACUUUGAAAUCGUUGUCAUCCUGGAAGGCAUGGUGGAGGCCACUGCCAUGACAACGCAAUGCCGGAGUUCAUAUCUGGCCAAUGAGAUUCUCUGGGGUCACCGCUACGAGCCGGUGCUCUUUGAAGAGAAGCAUUGCUAUAAAGUAGACUAUUCAAGAUUCCAUAAGACUUACGAAGUACCUAACACUCCCCUUUGUAGUGCCAGAGACUUAGCAGAGAAGAAAUACAUCCUCUCAAAUGCAAAUUCAUUUUGCUAUGAAAAUGAAGUUGCCCUAACAAGCAAAGAGGAAGAGGACAGUGAGAACGGAGUUCCAGAGAGCACAAGUACGGACUCACCUCCUGGCAUAGAUCUCCACAACCAGGCGAGCGUGCCUCUAGAGCCCAGGCCUUUAAGGCGAGAAUCGGAGAUAUGACUGGCCGAUUCUGUCUUUGGAAUAUUUACUUCUUCGCUACACAGUCUGAUGUUGGUCAGAGAUCCGAGACAGUUAUACAGACGGUGGUACUGGCCCAGAGGUGGGUGAAAGCAGGCAGCCACAAGAGACUAAGGCUAGCACAAAGGUUUCAAGAAAAGACUGUAAGCUGGAUGACUGAAGUAAAAAGCGCUUUGCAGGCCUCCGAGAGACCCGAAGGCACAUAUCUGUUGCAGAAUAAGUUAUGGGGUUUUUAAUGUAUUGUUUUGUGUUUUUACAAAACUUGAAUAUGCAGGCAAGCCUCAGUUUGGGUACAUGACUUACCUGGAUAGCUUCUCUUUAGGGGGAACAAGGAUGAUUUUAAUGGCAUAACAUAGGCAAGACUCUGCCUUAAUUUUUUUUGAAAAGCUGCUAACUACAUGAACACAAACUGUAUUUUUGUUGCAGUGUAGUUUAUCUUUUACAUAACGUUAAAAUGUCAGUGUUGAGCAUUAUCGCAAGUGCACGGUGUGCUUCAAAGCGUCAAGUAUUUGGCUAUUGACUGCCAAAAUGGGAGCCUGAUUUUCUGAGGCCAGUAAUUUCUUUGCUAAAAUUGAUAUCUCUCCUCUCUCUCUCUCUCUCUCUCUCUCUCUCUCUCUCUCUCUCUCUCAUUACAUAAUAACAUUAUGUAACACUAGCCAAAUGGUAGCCUCUGGGUUUUAUAGUUUUCUUUUCCAGGAUGCUAAUAGGUUAUCUCAAAUUUUCAGUUAGACAACCUUAAAUGAAUACCAAAGAUAAUGCACACUUUCUUUCUUUCUUUCUUUCUUUCUUUCUUUCUUUCUUUCUUUCUUUCUUUCUUUUUUCUUUUGCACGUGGAGGUUAUAUUUUUUAAAAGAAACAAAGCCCCAUGGGCUUGUCUUGGAAGAUGUGGAACAGUCGAUUCAUUUUGUACUACAGUCUGAAAAGAACACCAAAGUCUGAUCAAUGUAGUGUGUUUUUCAAGUCUGUCCUUUUGUGCAUCUUUCUUAUUUGGGGGGGGGGGGCAAGAGGGAAGCAAGGGUCAUAAUUACAUAUGCACUAUACAAAUCUUUCUUUCCCUGAUAGGUAGUGCUAGUCAAGCUAAUGUACUCAAAGGGGGUGGGGGAGAGAGAGAGAGAGAGAGAGAGAGAGAGAGAGAGAGAGAGUUGCUUGGACUUUUCUGAGCUUUUCUUUCUUUGCACAUUCCAAAGUUUAUUCCAUAAGAUCAGAUCUUGGUUGAACUUUGUUGGUAACCUGGCACCCUCCAGUCACCCAGCAGCGAAGAUGAACAGAUUUCAAAUUUUGCAGCUGAGUCAUAGCCUUGACUGCCAGGACAUUUCUAGCUCAGUGUCACAUUAAGAAAGAUAUCUGGCCUCUAGGCUUGUCCUUUUGAGGUCUCUGCACGGAGACAGAGAGAGAGAGAGAGAGAGAGAGAGAGAGAGAGAGAGAGAGAGAGAGAGAACUCGAGCCACUUCAAUGUGACUAUCCACUUUACAGGGGGGAGAGGAAAGUUGCUUUUUUCAUGACAGAUGAUAAGAGGGACUGUUUCAGUAUUUUAGGUCUUAGUGAGCCAUAUAAAAGAACAUAAUUAUAAGUUAAUGAGUUAAGAGUUUAAAGGGUUAUUUCUCUCUCUGUAAAUGCUCAUGAUUAAUGUGAGCUGGUCAUUGUCUCUUGGAAAAGUCUCAGAGCAGGUUGCUAAGGACAUGCUAUUUUCUAGAGGCCUCUUCUAUCUAUUCACCUGCCUUUAUAGAAGCGUCUCUCCCCACCCCCACUCUAGCUCAGUAAUGCAAUUCUCCCUCCCUUUCUCUUGGUUUUUAAUGUCCUCUACUUAUAAACCCUAGGGCUGCUAAUUUUCCCUUUCAGUUGGCGUCUCAAAAAUCAACUCUCUAAUGGUAUUAACACCCUAAUAUGCCAUUAACAAUCAGCUUUGUUCUAGAAUCAUGUAUUUCAUUUCAGUUGUUGUUUGUGUCAGUCUGUGGCUUGUGAGCCUCCGUGUCUGGAUGCAGUGCCUGUAAGAAACAGUGACAGUUUCUGCUGUUUUCAACUGUCUAAGUCAAUGGAUUUGAAAACUGUUGGCAUUAUGGGAAUCAAGGGAGAAGUGCUGAGAAAGUGGUUCUUAUUGUCCAUCCAGGUUUGAAGGCAAGGUUGCAAGUUGCUUAAAAGAGUCAGUGGGGUUGGGGACAGAGGGGAGUCACAGAAGAGAAAACAGACUGGCUUUGGACCGUGUGAGGCUAUGGAAGGCUUCAGAUGCUGCUAUUAAGGUGAUUUGCAAAGGAAAGUCAUCAAACCAAAGAGUAUUCAGUGGAAUGUAAAUCAAAUGAAGGUGCAGUAGAGAGUGGGGGAGGGGUGACAACCCAGACUGACCCCAAACACAUAGCGCUAACCACUUAAAAAGACUUGAGUCAUUGGAAAAAGGGGGGGGGGGGUACAGAGACAAGGAAAGUGUGAGGGCAAUCUUUCAAUUUGUUGCUUAACAAGAAGAAACCAUCUAAAAUUUCUGGUGCAUAGGUUUGUUUUUCGUUCGUUUGUUUUCGUCCGUCCGUUCGUUCGUUCGUUCGUUUUUCUUUUUGUUUUCCAAGAAAAUUUUUUUUGCAGGAGCUACAUUUUUAAAGUGUACAUUUUAUAAAGUUUAUCAGAUAUUUUCAUAUUUAAAGCCAAAUGUAAAUAUAAGUCUGUAAAGGAAAAAAAAAGUACCCUAAGAGGUAUAACUACCCGCAGUGAGUUCUGAUAGCUAGCACCUAUAAUGCUACCGGUUAGCAUGGUUUUAGCUGAGACUACCAGCCUUUUGAGGUUCGAUUCAGUAUGUUUCUUCUGUUAUUUAUUUCAGCAUGGACUGUUCCUUUGAGAGCUCUUUGUAGUUAUUAGCAUCUUAAUAGUUACAAGCUUUAAACGGCUUUCUGUUGUGUUCUGCCAAGAGCCAAGACAUAGGUAAUGCAUGGCAUCUCUCCCUGCAUUUGUACCUUCAGAAUCUCUGUCUUUAUCGACUGGGCCUCCAGGACUAGUGCACACACCUGCCACUAGUAUGCAGAUGGGGGGACUCACCUUGAACAUCUGGGGUUCGUCCCCAGGUGCCAGUUGCUUCUGUGCUGCGAGCAAAUCCCUCUAGGAUGUAUUCCCUUUUAAAGAAUGUUUGCCCAUAUCUGAGUGGGCAUUAUAUUUUUUUGGAAGGGGGGAGGAAUAGAUUCCUGGUUAUUCUAUUUUUAAAUAAAAAGGUAGACAAACUGAAUUCUAUUUUGAUUAUUGAGAAAGGAAUAGUUUUCUAUCCCUCUAAGAGUAUACUUGAAUCAGACAUUUUUAGAAUGUCAUAUAGCACUGUAGUCAUUUCUAAAUCCCUAGAGAAGUUUGUUUGACUCCUUUCCUGUUCUGUUGAUGCACCAUCCCUUUUCUUUCACUUCCUUUCUCCCUAUAGCUUCCUUCCCUAAAUCUCGAUGUGUCUCUGAUGACCUUGGUUCCCCAAAGAUCUUCCCCUUGCGGAUAACAAACGCCAGCUUUUAACUUAUAAUCGGCCACCCCAUAAAAACAAAAUGCUCAUCUCGAGGGGUGGGUUAAGCUCCUUAUCACUCUGAUGUCAAGGUGGAAGGUAUAAAAGUGUUGCAUUACCAUAUCCCCUCCCACAACCUUCAGCAAACUAGAGUUUCUUUCCUGAGAAUGUUAGGUUUCAGCUCUGGGCUCUGGCGAGUUGAACGUUCCUAGCCUUUGACAAUCACGAUAGUUAUUAUUUUUUUCCCAUUUGCCAUCUUUUUGUAUCUAAAGUCUUCCUAUUGUACUGCACAAACCAUGGGUUGUAUAUAUUUUUUAUAUAUUAUGUCUUAUUUUAUUAUUUCUAAAUAAAAAUUGAAAAUAAA